CAUCAGUUUCUUCCCCAGACCGGCCCAUACAUCCACAGGGCACCAAAGCGUCGCUCAGCCCCUCCCUCUUCAUGGCGGAGCAGUCAGCGCCCAGCGGCUUCUCGCUGAGCGAGAGCUCGGCCACGUGGCCAUCAGGCGGUAUCAACGAUGGUAAGCGCCCACCGCUGCCCACGUCCUUCCGGCCGGAGAAACGCGGCCGUGCAGACAACGACGGCCCUCACGACAGUUCAACGCCCAUGGAUGUGAGCGGGCCUGGGUCCCCAGGGGGGCGGCCCGCGGCCGCACCCACGUCGGCCAACGACCUGCCGCACUUGGCCAGCUGGAAAUCAUCUACUUCGUCCACGGAUGGCGCUUCGGGUGACGUUAACACGGGCACAUACACGCGUGUACACCUCAAGGUGAAGGCACAGAGCCGUCUGGGCGAGACUGUGCAUUGUUCAGGCUCAUCCUUCGUGAUGGGACACUUUAACCCGAACGAGAGCAUGACACUCGUCACAACACCGGAGGAUUACCCAUACUGGACCACUGUCAAGCCCAUGAUCUUGCCUCGUGGGGUACCCCAUCAGUACAUGUAUGCACUCUUCUCCGGUGGAGUAUUCAGCUCUUGGGAACAGAUCGAACGUGAAAGAGUGUUGGUCCCUGAAGGACGCGAGAUGCUGGUCGUGGAAGAGUACGGUAAGUACGACCAGGACAUGGAGCUCGUCCCCACAGGCGAGCGCAUCGAACGCUCGCUAGUCUACGAGCGUCGGAGAGACGAGAGCCCAGCGACUCCGAGACAAAGCAACGCGUCCGAAGAUAUGGCCGACAUUCCGGCCACUGAGAGCGAGGAAUCGAAGGAGACAGGGGCCAGACUGGCCGCCAGAGUCGCGGAAGAUAAGGAAGAAGCGGACGCCAAGUCCCCACCCAGCAGCAUUACAGGCUCCCCCAGUCAGAGAUUCCGACAGACAAACAAGUUACAGAGCAGAUACAAGAGAUACAUGCCCUCCAGUUACCAUCCGUCGCCCGAUGCGAUGCUCUUCUUGGUUUGCUAUCAUUUACCAGUGAAGCUCACCAAGUCUACAGAGGACGGGUCGUGGUCUGCCAAGUGGAAUCGCGAUAGUUUGAUCUCUAGGAGUGAGAACAGUAUUGCAGAGAGUAUGAGCACGACGUGGGUGGGCUGUGUCACGUACCACGCGCGUAGUGACCAGGAGGAGCUGUCAGAGGAUGAUAAGAGCGAGAUCACAGCGAUCUUGGCCGAGAUGAACUGCAUCCCGGUGUUUAUUGAUCGCCAGUUGGCUGCGAACCACCACGGCGGAUACUGUAAGAGCAAAUUGUGGCCCAUGUUCCACAAUGUGGACAUUCUGGACAUUUAUUACUCGAUUUGGGACCGCGCAGAGGUGAUUGAGUGGAAGGAGGAGCGCAAUAAUGGCGAGUGGUGGGAAGCCUAUCAGACAGUGAACAGGUUGCUGGCGGAUCGUGUUGGAGAGCUGUGCAAGGAGAACGAUACAGUGUGGGUGCAUGACUACCACUUGCUGCUGUUCCCGUCGUAUCUGGCUAACACGUGCAGGAAAGAGAACCGUAAAAGACCCAAGAUGGUCUUCUUCUUGCACGUUCCCUUCCCUACGUCUGAAGUGUUUCGAGAGCUCUCGCACGGUACGCAACUACUAGAAGGUGUACUGGACGUGGAUAUUGUAGGCUUCCACUCGUUCGACCACGCGCGUCACUUUCUUAACGCUUGUAAACGGUUCUUGGGACUCACGUACCAGUCUCGACGCGGUGGAAAUCUUGGCGUGGACUACCGUGGCCGCAAUGUGGUGAUUACGAUCAGUCACGUGGGUAUUGAAACAACGCUAAUUCGAGAGGUACUGAACGACCCGAAGGUGCAGGAAGCAGCACGUAAGUUGCGUGAGAAACACAAGGGCAAAGUGCUUAUUGCAGGUGCAGAUGUCUGUCAGAGAUUAAGUGGCAUCCCAUUGAAGAUGCUGGCGUUCGAGCAGUUCUUUAGCAACUGUCCGUCUUGGAAAGAUAAGCUCGUGUUUGUGGAGCGUGCCACGUUGACACAGACGCGACUGGGGGACCAAAACUACAGCAGCAAUGAGAUUCGCAAGCUCGUGGAGCGGAUUACCAAGGCGCACGGCCCCGAGUGCAUCGACUACGAGGAGUCGUCUUCCCCUUUGACUAUAGAGGAGCGCUUGACGCUGUGGCUCGCCAGCGAUAUCUUGAUGGUUACGUCGAUCCGUGAAGGACUGAACUUGAAGCCGUUAGAGUUUGUAUUCGCCAAGGGAGUGAACCCGGAGAAUCCGCCCGGUGUGGUCAUCCUGAGCGAGUUUUCGGCCUGCUGUUGUGUCCUGAACGGAGCUGUGCGUGUCAACCCGUGGAAUAUCACAGGACUCGUGAACUCGUUGGACCACGCAUUGACUAUGAGCAACGAGGAGCGGCUAGGUCGUCGCGCUAGGGAUUUACCGUACAUCACGAACCAACCCGCUGCUAACUGGACCAAGCAAGUGCUGUCUGUGCUCCACGAGGCGACGGAUAACCCCGAAGGUAAUGAGGAAUACACGAAUAUGGAGUACAUGGACACGGAGAUUGGUCGAUCGCAUGUCAUGCGUGUGGGUGAUCGAUCGGACUUCAAGCAGUUGAAUAUCGACAAGGUUAUGGCCGCCUACAUGCAGUCCAAGCGCCGUGUGUUCCUACUUGAUUAUGGCGGCACUAUCAUUGCACGCGAGAAUAUCGCCAUGUACGUGAAGAAGGACUUCACAGCAGUGACAGGAAAGCGACCGUCUCGUCGUAUGAUGGAGGCAUUGACAAAUCUGACGAACGAUCCACGCAAUACUGUGUUUGUGGUGAGUGGCGUGACUAAAGCGAAUCUUACUGCAUCGCUCGGACACAUUCGUGGCCUUGGUCUGGUGUCGGACAAUGGCGCACUGUACUCGUGGGCGAAAUCCAUUAACAUCGACAAUACGGAGGACACGACCAUGCAGGACGAUAGCAACCCCACUGAUCGCCACUGGCACCAGCACAGCUUCAAGUUCGACUGGCGUCCGGUUCGUGAGGCGGUGGACCCGAUCCUAAAGGUAUACUGCACACGCACAAAUGGUAGUGUGCUUCGCUAUGCCGCUCAGAGUAUUGCGUGGAACUUCCGCUCGACGGACCCAGAGUGGGGACUCUUGCAAGCUAAUUCGUUGCAAAACGACCUGGAGGAGGUAAUCCGUGACCUGCCGGUUAAUAUUAUCCGUAAGAAAGGCUUGCUGGAGAUUGUGCCUGAAGGUUUGAACAAGGGAGUGGUGGCUCGCCAGAUUUUGACACAAGACGCAGCAAUCAGCCACGGCCAUCCGGACUUUCUCUUCUGUAUUGGCGACGAUACGACGGAUGAGAGUAUGUUCAAGGCUAUUUACGACUAUUAUGCAGAGCGAACGGAGGAGAGUGUGCAUGGACGACAUGGCAACGGCACGUACGAGGACUUCCUCGCUGCUGGCGACGAAGGUCCACUACAUCAUGUGUUUACGUGCACAGUGGGUAAGAAACCCAGCAACGCGCAUCUGUACGUCAACAAUGUGGAUGAGGUGGAGCAACUGCUGCAAGCGCUGGGUAAAACGUCAGGCGAGGAAGUUCCAGCGACCGACAGCUGAACCAGCGAUGAUUAUUGAGAAGACGAAGGGAAUAAAGCCUGUGAGAGACGGUGGUAGUAUCAGAUAGCGGCGAAUCGAUCCAAUUUACUAUGUCAAUUUGGCAAAGAGAUACGAAACAAGCAAUCUAAUCUAUCUCGUUUCGUCUUCAACAUGGUGUUUUCAG
Molecule: messenger RNA, 3771 nt
Organism: Phytophthora nicotianae INRA-310
Lineage: Eukaryota; Oomycota; Peronosporomycetes; Peronosporales; Peronosporaceae
Product: trehalose-phosphatase
Exons: 2
Coding region: 72-3608 (1178 amino acids)
Biological process (GO): trehalose biosynthetic process
Cellular component (GO): cytosol
Molecular function (GO): starch binding; catalytic activity
Source: RefSeq, a predicted model, not a curated record